Molecule: messenger RNA, 1413 nt
Organism: Letharia columbiana
Lineage: Eukaryota; Fungi; Ascomycota; Lecanoromycetes; Lecanorales; Parmeliaceae
Exons: 1
Coding region: 1-1413 (470 amino acids)
Source: RefSeq, a predicted model, not a curated record
AUGGGGAGCAUAGCCGAUAACCUGGGCUUAGGAGAGCCCAGAGUCUCUGCUCUUGAGCAGUCAUGUCCGCCAUAUUGGAAUCGCAGCCUCUACUGCUUUAAGCUCCCAUCUGAUUACAAGAAAGAGGAGAUUACAGGCAUUCUCCGUGAAGGUCUCAAAGCGACCUUUUCAGAUCUGCCUGUCUUGACAGGGCAACUGGUACCGGUCGAUGAUGAGAAGCAGCCAGGGAAGAAAGAUGUCGUUCCAGGAGGCAAUGAGGAGCUCUUCGUCAAGGAUCUUACAUCAUCGUCCUUGGACUACGACAAUCUCAAAGCUAAUCGGUUUCCACUCUCAACAUUUGACGAUGAAACUUUCUGGGCGACUCCUUGUAUGCCAGCUCCGGGAGAGAAGUGCCCAGUCUUUGCGGCGCAAGCCAACUUCAUUAAAGGGGGCUGGCUGCUCGGGAUAUCCUUUUGGCAUUUGAUCAUGGAUGGUACUGCACUGGCGACAGCUCUACGAGUACUAGCACAGAAUUGCCUGCUCGUCCAGAAUCCUAGUAGUCAGAGUCAAGCCGGUUCUAAGCUUUCUGGCGACAUCUACAACAAAUUGAGGCUGCACAAGAGCGGUCCAGAAUACAGAGGCCUACUCUCAGACCAUCCCGAAUAUGUUUUCCUCCCCGAGCUACCAACGGGCCCACCGCCAUUUGCGACAAUUCCUCUCAAGGUGGAAGUCUUUCACAUCUCUCCUGCUUCUCUUAAAGCUCUAAAAGCGGCCGCUACACCGGUCGUUGAGACGGAGACUCAUGCAAAGGAGCCCAUGUGGGUGUCCACCAACGACGCUGUAAGCGCUCUCAUCUGGCGAUCGCUCAUGGUAGUCACCUACGAAGGGACUGAAUACAAAGACGAACCAUUGUCCUGCUGCCAAGUCGCUGUGAACGGCCGCCCGAAGAUGGAGCCCCCUCUGCCUCCCGACUACUUCGGUUGUGCUUUGAGCUUUGCCACGAACUACCUCCCAAUCAGCAGUAUCUUAGUUCCUGGUAGCCUUUCAACAAUGGCACUUAUGAUCCGCCAAUCAAUCAUGAAAGUCACAGCACCCUACAUUGACUCCCUCAUAGCAACGAUUCAUAAUGUCCCCGAUUAUCGGCGAUUUGUUCCUCGUAGUUUUGUCGAUUUACUGGGCCGUGAUACUGUCCAGACCUCUUGGUCUGCGUUUCCGCUCUAUGCUUGUGACUGGGGACAAGCACUGGGAGGGAAGUGCGAGAGAGUCAGGGCGCCAAAGCUGGGUAUGUUCAAUGGGCUGCAGACUAUCCUACCCGCACUGCCUGAGAGUCAGGGAGGUGGCUUUGAAGUCAUGAUUGGGUUAGAGCCCCACGUGAUGGAGAAGUUGAAGACGGAUCCAGUGUGGAGCGAAUAUUGCAAGCCCAUCGAAAAUUGA